CCUUGUUCCUGCCGAGCCAUUGUCAGGCUGCCCCACUGGUCCCCAGCCCGAUGGGUUCGGGUCUGGCAGCAGCCAGCCCUGCCCUGGUGCACCGAGUGGAAGGGAGGAUGAUGGUACCUGGGAGCGGUGGGCCAGGGUGAUAGGCAGGACUGUGUCCAAACUCCCUGAGAGACAACAGAACAAACAGCCAAGUGGGAAGUCAGACACUCCGAGACUGUUGCGGAAAGGAGACCUAGUUGCUUUACGCUGACAGCCAUGGUGGUAGCUGUUUUCAGUCAAGCCCUGCCACCCCGUCUUCAGCUCCACGCUCUUCUGUGUCGGCAUCAGAGUUUUACACUCUUGCUUUCAUGGUCACUUGGGCUUCUGUGCAAAGCAAAUGAAACUGCUUCGUUUUUCUCCUUCUCAAGUUGCUUAGUAGAAGGGACUUCACAUUUCAGGAUGGAGAUUUUGAAAUUCCAGGUCCAGGCGGAGACGGGAGAGCAAUAGCAGCUCUUUCUGGAGGAAGGGAUAAAGGCACUGAUUGCAGGAGAGAAAAGAAACACUGUAGUUAUCAGCAUUCAAAAGGCACGACACAGGCUUAAAUAUAUGCAAAGCCUUGGAGAGACUGAAGAAAUUUACUGACUAUAUUGCGGAAAGCUUCUGACAGGCGCAUCGCAUCUUUGAAAGAGAUUGGAAAGGAAAAUUGUAGGUGAUUAUUUGAAACUAAUGUAUUUUAGAAAUUUGAAAUCUGAGAUGCACUAGAGUUUAGAGACCUUCGUUUGAUUAAGGUAUGGUGUGAAUAUGCGUUGCUUGGCAGCUCGGGUCAACUAUAAGACUUUGAUCAUCAUCUGCGCGCUCUUCACUCUGGUCACAGUCCUGCUGUGGAAUAGAUGCUCCAGUGAUAAAACUACUCAGUUUCCCCGAAACCUGAACAAUGGCUUCCGAGUAGACGGAUUGGAAAAACGAACAGCUGCAUCUGAAAGUAACAACUAUGUAAACAACCUAGCCAAGCAGCAGAGCGAGGAGGCGUCCCCCCAAGAGCAACAGAAAGCACCCCCUGUUGUUGGAGGGUUCAAUAGCAAUGGAAACAAAAUUUUGGGACUUAAAUAUGAAGAAAUUGACUGUCUGAUCAAUGAUGAGCAUACAAUUAAAGGGAGGAGAGAGGGCAACGAGGUCUUUCUGCCCUUCAGUUGGGUGGAGAAAUACUUUGAGGUUUAUGGGAAAAUUGCUCAGUAUGAUGGCUAUGACAGAUUUGAGUUCUCUCAUAGCUACUCCAAAGUAUAUGCACAGAGAGCACCUUACCACCCCGAUGGAGUCUUCAUGUCCUUUGAGGGCUACAAUGUAGAAGUUCGAGAUAGAGUGAAGUGCAUAAGUGGUGUUGAAGGUGUGCCAUUAUCCACACAGUGGGGACCUCAAGGCUAUUUCUACCCAAUCCAGAUUGCACAAUAUGGGCUAAGUCAUUAUAGUAAAAAUCUGACUGAGAAACCACCUCACAUAGAGGUGUAUGAAACAGCUGAAGACAAGGACAAAAGCAGCAGACCUGUUGAUUGGACUGUACCAAAAGGCUGUUCUGUUUUAACAGUACCUGAUAAAUCCAGGUUCACUAAUGUUAAACAGUUUGUCGCUCCAGAAAAUACUGAAGGGGCAUCUCUGCAGCUUGGGAACUCCAGAGAUUUUAUUAUUUCUUUUGACCUCAAAUUCAUCACAAAUGGGAGCAUAUCUGUGGUUCUAGAAACAACUGAGAAGAACCAGCUCUUCACCAUACACUAUGUCUCGAACACUCAGCUGAUCGCUUUUAAAGACCGAGAUAUUUACUAUGGCCUUGGACCUAGGACCAGUUGGAGCACAGUCACUAGAGAUCUGGUAACUGACUUAAGGAAAGGAGUUGGUCUCUCCAAUACAAAAGCUGUGAAGCAGACAAAAAUAAUGCCUAAGAAAGUGAUUCGGUUGAUCACAAAGGGAAAAGGCUUCAUUGAUAACAUCACUAUAUCGACAACUGCCCACAUGGCGGCUUUUUUUGCUGCAAGUGAUUGGCUAGUGAGGAACCAGGAUGAAAAAGGUGGCUGGCCAAUUAUGGUGACACGGAAGUUAGGGGAAGGGUUUAAAUCUUUAGACCCUGGCUGGUACUCUGCCAUGGCACAAGGGCAGGCCAUUUCAACGUUAGUCAGGGCUUAUCUGUUAACAAAAGACCACACAUUCCUCAGCUCCGCUUUACAGGCCACAGCACCGUACAAGCUCCCGUCAGAGCAGCAUGGAGUGAAAGCUGUCUUUAUGAACAAACAUGACUGGUAUGAAGAGUACCCAACCUCCCCUAGCUCAUUUGUUUUAAACGGUUUCAUGUACUCUCUGAUUGGACUGUAUGACUUAAAAGAAACUGCAGGUGAGAAGCUAGGGAAAGAGGCAAAAUCUCUCUAUGAUCGAGGAAUGGAGUCCCUCAAAGCCAUGCUGCCGCUCUAUGAUACUGGCUCAGGAACGAUCUACGACCUCCGUCAUUUCAUGCUAGGCUCUGCUCCCAACCUGGCCCGGUGGGACUAUCACACCACCCACAUAAACCAACUCCAGCUAUUAAGCACGAUUGACGAGUCCCCAAUUUUCAAAGAAUUCGUCAAGAGAUGGAAGAGCUACCUUAAAGGUGGCAGGGCAAAGCACAACUAGAGCUCACAACCAAAACCCCGUUUCAGCUAUCUGCUGUUGACAGGAAUUAUUGGACUCCUUAAAGCUAAACAAAGGUACAUUUUAAAAGGUUGCAUACUAAGUUUUUUGUGGACUAUUUCAAAGUGGUCCUCAAAACUGAUCUUCAGAAAGUAAUUGCAUUCCAGCAUGAGAAUACUUCUGUCUGGGAGGUGGAAUUUGAAGCAGGGGUCCAGUCAAAGGACUGAAUAAAAGCUGGUACUUUAUCUUGUUUACCUGCCCAUAGUGUUCCAUAGCGAAAUUAUUCGCACUGAACAAAAUUGUACUCCUGA
Molecule: messenger RNA, 2942 nt
Organism: Malaclemys terrapin pileata
Lineage: Eukaryota; Metazoa; Chordata; Testudines; Emydidae
Gene: GLCE
Product: glucuronic acid epimerase
Exons: 6
Coding region: 781-2634 (617 amino acids)
Biological process (GO): heparan sulfate proteoglycan biosynthetic process
Cellular component (GO): Golgi apparatus
Molecular function (GO): heparosan-N-sulfate-glucuronate 5-epimerase activity
Source: RefSeq, a predicted model, not a curated record